Messenger RNA from Cornus florida, 2235 nucleotides. RefSeq lists its product as uncharacterized. The record is from RefSeq and is a predicted model, not a curated record. The coding region runs from base 581 to 1909 and encodes 442 amino acids. The transcript has 4 exons. Lineage: Eukaryota; Viridiplantae; Streptophyta; Magnoliopsida; Cornales; Cornaceae.
CUUGAAUAUGGCCAAAGAGGCGGCGGCUCGGAUUAUGGCAUCGGAGCGAAAAGCGCUCCGGUUUGAGCACGACCUCCGUGUCACCAAACAAGAGGCGCUUCAGAUGCUCCUUCGCCUCAAACAGAUGAUGGAUUCUAAGGUUGUGUCUAGGCAUUCGUACUCAACUUUUGGACCCUUUUGAAGUCAUGUACCUGUGUCCUAAAAUUUGGGAUUCAGUGCGGUCUGACCCUUUUACACACAACUGCACCUAAUAUACAUAUUUGAAUCCAUACAAAAUAGGUUACUUUGGUUCACAUAUGAAAUAACAAUAUUGUUUUACAUUUCUAUUGCCAAACAGAACAAACUUCCUUGAAGAUGAGAGAUGCUUUGCUGCUGUCAUUAUUCACAUAAAGAGAUUGAAAAAAAAAAACUCGAGACAACUGUGUGCAGCAUCUUAUAACUUUAUUGAAAUUUGUUUUGAUUGGUAUCUUAGUGAAAGUAUUCUCAAGUUGCUCUACUGAUUUGACAUAUGGGAUAACAAUUUGCUAGUUCACAUCCAAAUUCAUCAUUAGAGAAGAGUAAGAAGAUUAGUGAAGCGGAGAUGAAAUCAUUGAGUCAACGGAGUAAGAUUGAAGAGCUCGAAGCACAACUUCAGGAAGCUGAGGAUAUAGUAAGAGACCUCAGAGAAGAGUUGAGUGAAGUCCAGGCUGAAUUGGAGAAGGUGAGAAAUAACAAGCUACGACAUUUGGAUGAAUGUGAUGCCAUUCCCGAAGAAACCGCACUGGAGAACAGAGUAAAUACUUGUCAGUCUGCUAUAUUCCUUCCUUCAGAGUCAAAACUUGAAUAUAUCAGAGCUUCUAAAAUGGAAAAUUCAACUUUGGAUUGGAGAAAGGAAGGCCACAAGUGCUGUAUUACAAAUGAUUCUUGUAUGGAGAAAACCUGUGUUUGUAGCCAUGAUUUACCCUCUAUAAUAAUGAGAAGCAAGGAGCCAGAGCUGUACAGGAAUGGUUGCACUCAAAGAAUUCGUGCAUUUGGAAGGAACCUGUUGGAUGAAGAAUUGUCUUUCUCUAGAGAAAUAGACGAUAUACAGAAUGAAGCAAGUGACAGGGAGUAUCAAGAAGGCAAAGGGGUCUGUACAAUACCCACUCACAAGGCUGACAAUACAUGUACUACAGAGAAGAAAGUAGUGCAUUCAGAUAACAGCUGCUACCAAGUUCAGUCUGUUGCACGUUCCCAUAGAAAAAGGAAGAGAGCUACCAGGUACAAGAAAAUUACAACUCCAUCAUGCAGGUACCUUUCUGAUCUGGUCACAGGGAGAGAUCAAGCAUCUGAUAUAUCUUUCUCCAAAAUUCACCCAAGUUCAAUUGAUAACAAUGCUCAAUCUGGCAAAGAGCAUUCUAAGAUGGGCCCAUUAUUAUCCUCAGAUACAACUGAAACAGGCAUCCCGUCAGGAUUUUCUGGAGUUACUGAAAGUGAAGCAGAGUUUGUUAAAGCUUGUAGUGGUCAAAACAUAAUAGACAGGGAUGAGGCAUUGAUAGAUAAACUGGUGCCGACAGGACAGGAAAAUGGAUGUGCAGAGAGUUCAGGGGUUCUGGUUUCUAAAAUAGAUCUUGAGAAACUUGAUGUGCCAUCAGUAGACUCAGAAUCAAAAGCUUCUGAUAAAGCUAAUGGGAUUUCUAGUCAACCAGUAAAUGAUAGGAUCAUCAAGUACACAUUCCAAAGGAAACGAAAGAAAGACUCUUUUAGCAGCCCUGACAGGAAUACCUCUCCUGUAAAGAGUACUUUGGAGAGAGAGAUCGAAGACAAACAAAAUGGUUCUCUGGAGCCACAAAAGCUUGGCUCAACAAUUGAUUCAUCUCGAGAAAGUCGGCGAAUAGCCCAGGUUGCUCGUCAGCUUAUAUCUUUGUCUGAGAAGAAAUGGUGGCAGUGAAUCCGGUUUUUCCUUGCAUUCAAAUGGUAAGGUUUUUGAUCUCGAAGGCAAAGUAUAGUAACAAACAGUUCUCUAGCAAUGUGGCUCUGAAGAUGGCUUCUUGUUCUGGAAUCCUUGAAAAUGACCCCUUUUUCAAGAGAAUUGUAGAUUCUCGAGUUACUUAUUUAUGGGCAUUAUAGCCAAUAAGUUAUUACCAUUGAUAUAUUUCUUUGAUCUCUCUUUCCACCAUAAGUGUGUCGAUUAAGCUGACUAUUUCGAUGAUGGCAUUCACUUUAAGUGAGCUCUACUGAAGUGAGAAUUUUGCAUAUAUAUUUUCUUUCAAUCCA